AUGACCGACAUGAGUGUCGGAAAUUGCUCCAACGGAUCAAGUUACUCAUCACGGGUCAUCGUAUUUUUUAAACUAAUUUUGGACGUUUUAUCAGAUGAAAGACUGCUAGAGUAUGACAUCGACAAAUUGGUCUUUGAGGCGAGAUCCCCGUUCCAGAAAGUACAAAUUGUACAUUCUAAGUCCCUAGGAAAUCUGCUUGUUCUGGACGAAUUGCAAAAUAUGUCUGAAGCGGAUUUAAUUUAUACUGAAACGUUGAUGCAACGAGGCAAAGAAAACUAUGUAGGGAAAGAGAUAGUUAUUCUUGGAGGAGGAGAUGGAGGCCUUCUCUGGGAAUUGUUGAAAGAAAAACCAAAGCACGUGACCAUGUUAGAGAUAGACGACGUGGUUAUGAAAGCCUGCAGUCAGCACAUGAGAAGUGUUUGCGGCGAUUGCUUGGAUAAAAGAAAGACUGAUAAUUAUGAAAUUAUUGUUGGUGAUUGUGUAAAAACAUUAGCUCACAUAUUGGAAGAAGGACGUCAAUUUGACUACGUGUUCGGCGAUUUGACAGACAUACCGAUCAGUACAACACCCCAUGGUGAUGCUUGGGAUUUCAUUCGACUCAUAUUAAAUUCAUCUCUUAAAGUUUUGAAGCCCACGGGAAAAUAUAUGACCCACGGAAAUGGAGCAUCUUGUCCAGAAUCAUUGAAGAUGUUUGAGGAGGUGCUGACUCAACUCUCAAUUCCAGUAAAAUUCACAAGAGACAGUGCAUUCAUUCCAUCUUUCUUUGAAGACUGGGUGUUCUACCAAGUCUCGUUUAAAUGAUGGAUUAAAAGUACGACUGAAAUGUCGAAGUAUCUAGCGAAAUUCAUUCACAUUGUCUCAACCGCGUUAUGACCUGAACUGUGUCUUAGUUUUAGUAUAUUUCAUUUAAUUAAUCAAUCAGUUCCUCUUGAGGCCACCCACAAUUGCAUACAAGCCUUUGUAAAUAUAAAGAGAUAUUGAAAAAUGGAAUUAAAGAAGAUUCACUAUUUUUAGCUACCUGUGAUUAAGAAUCUUGCAAUAUAUAUCUUAAUCUACAGC
Messenger RNA from Belonocnema kinseyi, 1059 nucleotides. It is a transcript of the gene Sms, whose product is annotated as spermine synthase. The record is from RefSeq and is a predicted model, not a curated record. Gene Ontology annotation, biological process: spermine biosynthetic process. The transcript has 7 exons. The coding region runs from base 1 to 801 and encodes 266 amino acids. Gene Ontology annotation, molecular function: spermine synthase activity. Lineage: Eukaryota; Metazoa; Arthropoda; Insecta; Hymenoptera; Cynipidae.